GUAGCCUAGCAAGUAGACGCUCAAAUGAAAAACGUUGGACGAGUCUUUUACUGUCUAUGGUUGUUUUAUGUUGUUGGUUUUUUUUACUGUUUAUGGUUAGCGCUGGAUAGAAAGCCUAUUAUUGACGGGGUUGGAAGAUAUUAACUUGUCUGUCAGCCAGCAGUUAGCAUAGCCUACCUCAUAUUAGAUAAACAUGUCACGUCUCUGCAAGAAAACACAGUCUGUCUGCACGGAUGAUCCUCUGUCUGAUGAUGGAGUAGGCAGGAAAAUUACAUUGCUGCGGCAGAUUGUAACAUCAUGUUAUGGUCCAUACGGCAGAUUAAAGCAAGUUCAUAACAAUGUAGGAGGCCACGUUCAAACCACCUCCACAUCGGCAGUGCUAUUCAGAACUGUGCAAACGUCCGAACCAUUACUGAAGCUGUUGAUGGUUUCCUUACAGAACCACAUACAGCGUUUCAGUGACUGUGGAUUAUUCGCAGCUAUUCUUUGUCUUGAGCUUGUCGAAAACAUUAAAAUACUUGAUAUUCGAGCCGGCGUUGUGAUCUCUGUGAUCAGGCAUCUACAGAAGCUAUGCAACACAUAUCUAAUGGGAAGGGACUGCAACUGUAAGGUCAAAAUAGAUUUCAACAGCUGUCAGGAACUUCUGGCCUUAACUCGAAGCACUAUCAUGAGCAAACCAGCGUGUGGUCUUAAUCCCACUGAAACACAUUACAUUAGCACUUUGGUGUUAAAGGCCUUCCUACAAACAAUUUCUACCAGUCUUUCUGAUAAUGUGCAUCUUGGCAAGACAGUAGUGGUUCCUUUGGAGGGUGAAGCAGUGGAGAAAUCUGCUGUCUUUUCAGGGAUCUUAAUAGACAUGCCUGAGUUGUUUCCAUCUGAAGCUGUAGAGAGCCUUGACUCUGGUCCCUAUAGAGUAGCCGUGUUCAGUGCCUCACUGUCUGGAGAUCUGUCAGAGAUUGGGGAGAAGACUCUUGAGAUCCACCAUGGAGCUGAUCCAGAAGCAGACCUCCUAGGCACGCUUCUGCAGCUGGGUGAGCAGGUGAUCAGGGACGGGGUGACCCUGUUUAUGUGCCAGAGGGUGAUCCACCCCAUCCUGCAGCAGUACCUGGAAGAACGUGGUGUAUUGGUGGUGGAGAGGCUGGGCAUCGCUCUCUUGGAUCCAGUCAUCACCAUGACAGGUGCUCAGGCCAUGGCAACUUUCCACACUCCAGUUCCUGCAGAGGCCUAUGGAGGGGUGAAUGCACUACGGAUACAGUGUUUUGGAUCUAGAAAGAUGCUGCACCUAAUACCCUCUGGGGACCCUGUGGUGUGUACCAUGGUGCUUUGCCACAGGAAUGAGACCAUGCUGGAUGAACUCAAGUUGGCAUGUGAGAGGGCAGCUCAUGUGUUGCGGCUGACUUUGAAGGACCCUUAUGCACUGCUGGGGGGUGGCUGCACGGAGACACAUCUAGCUGCUUACACCCGCCACAUGAGUCAGGAAAAUCUGUUGGACGUUUCCACUGCACUGGACUGCUCUCCCUCAGACGUCCUGCAGGGGGCAGAUGCUUUUUGUCAGUCGCUGGAAGCUGUGGCAGCAGCACUUGAGCACGACGGCGGUGACUCCCUAAUCGACCUGACGCACGGCCAUCGCUGGACCUCCGCCUCAGAUGAAGUCGGGCAUACCAACCGAGCCAGCUCCUGUAGCUGUGGUUUGAUAUCGAACAGUGCAGCUUUGCGGUGGACCCACCUCAACACCAAAUACCCCUAUUUCUGUCCAGCGCCCCCAACAAGCUCUGCUUCUCAGGUGUGCGUGCUAGACUCCUUUCUGGCCAAACUCAGUGCUCUGAAUGUGGCUGUGGAGAUGGCCAGCUUCCUCCUCGAGGUGAAGUACACGAUUAGGGAUGUGAAUUAAGUAAUGGACAUGUUGUGCAAUACAUUCCACAAUCAAUGCUCUCUUCAAUGAACAUUAUACUGUAUUAAUUGUGAAGCAGAACAUCCAUACCACCAGAGCACAUUCAUUAAUGAAGUAUUUCAGUAAUCUAGACUCAUUAACUAGCCUGAAUAAAAUAACAAAGAGGGCCCUCAAACUCCAAACAUAUACAGAAAUUCAUGUCAGGUAGUAUAAGAUUGAAAUUAUAGCUCAAAAUUAAAAUGUGGAUGCAAAUAAUCUUACAUUUCUACACGAUAGUUAGCACAACAGUGUAUGAGAUAUGUUUCUGUAUGGGGUGGGACUGUGCACAGAAUACUUCAAGAAUGCUUGCAUUUGCCCUGUUCUGUCAAAUAUGAUGACCAGAUCAUCACAAUUGCACAAAGGCACAAUUGCUUUAUUAUAUUGUUUUUUUGUGCGAAAUGUAAAACUUUGAAACUGCCCUACAAUUAGAAGAUGCACUGUCAGUCGUAAAAAGGGCUUCCAUAAGGUGUAAUACACAGUAUGGAAUGUAGAAGGAUUCAGAGCAUGAAGACAAGUCACAUAAAAUAGAAUCUGUCUAGUUAUAAAUACAGACGUUUCAUAUUUUUAUUGAAUGACAAUCUGCACAAAGGACCUGCAACCAACACUCUUUUCCCCUGUUUGUGUAUAUUUUAAAGUUAAAUAAACAGAUGUUGUUAUUUAGAAA
This is a messenger RNA of Sardina pilchardus (European sardine), 2594 nucleotides long. RefSeq names its product MKKS centrosomal shuttling protein (gene mkks). Gene Ontology annotation, biological process: protein folding; developmental process; chaperone-mediated protein complex assembly. The transcript is spliced from 4 exons. The record is from RefSeq and is a predicted model, not a curated record. Bases 194 to 1891 code for a protein of 565 amino acids. Gene Ontology annotation, cellular component: nucleus; kinociliary basal body; cytoplasm. Gene Ontology annotation, molecular function: ATP binding. NCBI's taxonomy places the organism in Eukaryota, Metazoa, Chordata, Actinopteri, Clupeiformes, Clupeidae.